Syngnathoides biaculeatus (alligator pipefish) is the source of this 6488-nucleotide messenger RNA. It is a transcript of the gene zbtb1, whose product is annotated as zinc finger and BTB domain containing 1. Lineage: Eukaryota; Metazoa; Chordata; Actinopteri; Syngnathiformes; Syngnathidae. Gene Ontology annotation, molecular function: protein binding. Gene Ontology annotation, biological process: negative regulation of transcription by RNA polymerase II; regulation of immune system process; regulation of cytokine production. The transcript is spliced from 3 exons. The record is from RefSeq and is a predicted model, not a curated record. Bases 336 to 2228 code for a protein of 630 amino acids.
AUGUAUAAGCUUUGCUGAUUGUUGCUCGGCCUCGUAACUUUUAUUUUGAAGGUGCCCACUUCGAGCUGGAAGUCUUUUAUUUUGUUCCUCGUGAUCACAGCCGAUGUGUGCGGAAGUUGCAUCCGGCACUAGUUGAAGAACAAGAAGGAAAGGAAGAACAAGAAUAAGAAAGGAGGACACGCUUCUUGUUCUUUUUCUUCUUGCUCACUCCCCAAGCCCCACAACCCCCCCCCCCGUGAUUUUCACCCGCAGAGCAACCGCCGCGUUGUGCGAAGCCUCCGCUAAUAUUUAGCCGACUUCAACGCUCCCCCGUCGGCCUCGGCGACUUGCGUGCGAUGGCGAGGCUCAGCCACAGCGACCACGUCCUUCAGCAGCUGAACAACCAGCGCGAGUGGGGCUUCCUGUGCGACUGCCUCAUCGCCAUCGGCGACAUCUACUUCCGGGCACACAAGGCCGUGCUGGCGGCCUGCAGCUCCUACUUCCGGAUGAUGUUCAUCCGCGAGCAGCAGGGGGCGGCGCGCCUGGACCUCAGCGACAUGCAGAUCAGCGCAGAGUGCUUCGACCUCAUUCUCCAGCUCAUGUAUCUCGGGCGCAUCGCGGCGGGCACCUUCGACUUCGAUGACCUCAAAGCGUCCAUGGUCUACCUGCAGAUGUACUACAUCCCGGACUCGCUGGACGACCUGCGCGACAUCCGCAGUGGCUCCAACCUGACGCCGUCCUCGUCCGAGUGCUCGACAGCAGCUGCGUCAUGCGGCAGGAAGAUGUUGUUUGGAGUGCGCAUGUAUGAGCGGAAGAGGGCGGCGGGUGCUCAAGAACCUGCCAAUGGUAUCAAAACUGUCAGCAGCUCUGCCAGGUACCCGGUGGGGCCACCCAUGAUCGAGGAGGCAUCAAGCACCCCCGUCUUCGGAGCGGCGCUCCCGAGCUCGGACGCUGGCCAUACAGCGGAGCAACCGUGCGAUCUGAGGAAGCGGAGUGGAGGAAGGAGCUCCACCCCGAGGGAACGCCCUCGCUUCGGCCGCACCUUCACUUGCGACGACUGUGGAUUCGUCUUCAGCUGCGAGAAGCUCCUCAUCGAGCACAUCCUUACCUGCACCAACCGCAAGACCUACGCAGCCGCCUGCAGCCUGGACGGUGACAACGACUCCGCCAAGGCAGAGAGCUCCGCUUCAGAAGACGGCACGGAAGACCACAGGAUGCUCGCCGACCUGCGCUCCGUGGCGGUGGGGCCAAACAACGAGGCGGUAUCUUCCUGCGUCAUUUCCAUCAAGACGGAACCCGGAGAUAGCCCGCACCCCAUGGACCAGGAGGUGGGGGGCGGUCCCGGAACAUGUGUUAAUUGGGGGCCGGGUGACGAGGACUGCGAGGAAGCGCCCGGGGUAUCCGGUGUGCAGAGCGAACAGUGCGAGAACGCCAUGUCAGGAAGUGACCCCUCUGCCACGUCGCCCGUCUUUUUCAAGGUGAAAGACGAGGAGAGCGCUGAGGGCACCCCGUGCGAAUUGUGCGGUGCGCUGCUGACCGAGGACGACAAGUCGGCCCACUACCUCUCCAGCCACUUGGGUCACAUCUGCGCCUGCGGACGCUGCGGCCAAGUGCUGAUCAAAGGCCACCAACUCCAGGAGCACGCCGAGCACUGCGGUGAGUCGGACGAGGCGGAUGAGCCUCACGGCGCCGACGACGGCCUCCUGGAGGGCGCCGACCUGGCUUGCCCUCACUGUGGCCUUCCCUUCGAGAGCGAGAGCCUGGCACUGGAGCACGCCCUCUCCUGUCCCCACGAGGCCGACCUGAUAAAGCCCGGCGGCCCUGACCACCGGCGCAAGCACUUCUGCGCCAUCUGCGGGAAAGGCUUCUACCAGCGCUGCCAUCUGCGUGAGCACUACACCGUGCACACCAAGGAAAAACAGUUCACCUGCCAGACGUGCGGCAAGCGCUUCCUGCGUGAGCGCCAGCUGCGGUUGCACACGGACAUGCACCGCGGUGUGGCGCGCUAUGUGUGUCCUGUAUGUGACCAGGGCACUUUCCUCAAGCAUGACCACGUGCGUCACAUGAUCUCGCAUCUGGCGGUGGGUGAGACCAUCUGCCAGGUGUGCUUUCAGAUCUUCCCGGGGGGUGAGCAGCUCGAGGAGCACAUGGAGGUGCACCUCUACGUUUGCGGCGUGUGCGGUGACAAGUUCCGCCUCCGAAAGGACAUGCGCACGCACUACAAUCUCAAGCAUGCCAAGAGGCUGUAGCACACGCAUGCAUAGCAUGGACGGACUUGGCAUGAGGAGGAAAUCUAAAGUGCUACAUUGACUUCACGAGUUGAAUUCGUUCAGUGGCCACGUUCAGAAAUCAUAUUCCUCAUAUCUUUACCCAUCAAAAUGAAUGGAGUUGUAGUUCAUUUGUGACAACCCCAACUAAAAAAUAUUUUAGUCUGUUUUUUUUGUAAGCCCGAAAAGACAAACUGUACUUAAAGGUCAGGUGUCAUCCCUAUUUUUCAUUCAAAAUCAGAUAUUGAAAUGAAAAAUACAUAUAACAUUAUUCACUUCAAUGUCUACACGAAAAAAUAAAUACGAGCGGAGAGCGCGUCAUCCAUUCGCAAAGUUGCGGAAGUGUCAUUCGACAUCCAAGUGGGCGCCACAUUGGCUGCAUUUACUGUCCGUGGCGUCACCCCCCGGACAUUCGCCCUUGAAAAGACGCUGUGGCCCCUACGGUGGGACACCCCCCUUCAGACACGGAAGCUCUUUUCGAAGAAAACAUCUCACAACCGAGUGAAGGGUCCAGAGCAAUCUUACCCUUUUGUUUCCAGCCGUAUUUAAAUGACAUGCGGAUCACGGUUAUUCCACCUCCGCGCGGCGGUGAUAAAAGCCCACUUCUGCGGCUCGGCCUUGUCGACAAGGCCGGUAGCGAUCCACAAGGCCUGCGUAGACUGUCCUUCAGCGGCCUUCGGAUGCGCACAUCGACACAUUUAGCACCCCUGAUUUACGGAUUACGCCCCGCCCAAACUAUUGUUUUUUUGGGGGGGGUUUUAAUAGUUGUAUACACACCUGCCUGUCCUCUGGACCCGUGCAAUCCAUUUUUCCCAACGAACCGGGUCUCUUGCAAACUUAUGAAGGGUAAAUCCAUCCUCCCGAGUGUUCCAGCAAUAUCCAGCAAUGCAACGAGCCGGCAUUUUAGCUAACACGAAGGAACAGCCGCAGGUAAAACUAAUAGAAACAAACGAGUCCGCUAGAGGGCGCUCCUACCCCGUAUGCCACUUCCUGCUUCUUCUCGAAAACAAAUCCCUCUAGAGCAGGGGUGUCAAACUCCCUUUGGUCUGCGGGCCGAAUACAGCUUAAUUUGAGGUCAAGCGGGCCGGACCAGUAAACUCAUUGCAAAAUUACAUAGAACUAACAAUAAGCCCACUUUUUUCCUUUGUAUUAGUCACUAAUACUAAUAAUUAGUGCAAAGAAUGAGUAAAUUAUCAAAAUGUUUAUGAACAGAAUUUUCCUUUUACAUUAUGAACAAUAUAUUAUGAACAAGAGAAUAACAUAAGAACAUCAAUAAAGUAUGUGCAAUUUUAACAACACUUUUACACAGUUAAACAUAUAUUUAAGUGUGUUGUACAUAAAACUGAUCACAGAAAUAGUAACAAUGUUCCAAAAACAUUUAGUACCAGCCUUGUGGAACUUAAAAACACUGUUUUUCAACAUCUGGAAAGCAAUUUGAACAAAUGAAUAACUUUCACAGCAAUUAUUCGUCUUGCUUGGAAUUUGCCCUUGAAACUUGACAUCGUUUAUCCUGCACAAGUGCAUCAAUAUGAGGCAUCAUGUCCUGAGAAGCAGCCAAUUUCAGAAUCUCAUUCAAAUGCUUAUGUGUGAGCUUUGAGCGCAGCUUUGUUUUAUGAAUGUUCAUUAGUGAGAAAACUUGCUCACAAAGGUAGGUUGUCCCAAACAUGGACAAUGUUUUAGCAGCUAGUGCUGUCAAUGCGGGAUAGCCUGGUAGGAGGUACUUGUCAAAUGUGUCCAAGCUUACAGAGGCAAAUCUGUCCUUCAGUUCUACAUCACACUUGCAAAUCAAUGAUUUCAAGUUGCAUGGCAACGGGCAAAUCAGAAGCUUUGACUGUGAAUGGUGAGCGAAAAACUGCAAAAUCUUUUCUCAAACUCCAUCAACAGCCCUGAAAUCUUCUCUUUGUACCGUUUCACGUCAGUAUUAACGCUUGGUGCGCACAUAUCUUUUAAACAGGGAAAAUGAGCAGGGUCACCGCUUGGCACCUGCGUCUCCCAUAACCCGAGCUUUAACUUGAAUGCACGUAUGCUGUCAUAAUACUGUGUUACGAUUUUUUUGCGUCCCUGCAACAUUUUGUUAAGAAUAUUCAAGUGCUCAGUGAUGUCAACCAUAAACGCAAGGUCCUGCAGCCACAGAUGGCACUGUAAUUCCUUAGCAGGUUGACCUUUUUUCUCCAUGAAUUUUCCGAUUUCAUCACGUAAAUCAAAGAAGCGCUUUAGCACAGCACCUCUGCUUAACCAUCGUACGUUCGUGUGAUAAGGCACACCAUGGAUAAUGUUACAGUCACUGAGAAAGCUGUCAAAUUGACGAUGAUUGAGACCUCUGGCUCGGAUGAAAUUAACAGUUCGGACAACCACCUCCAUGACGUGAUCCAUUCUUAGCGAAUUGCUGCAUAAUGCCUCCUGAUGCAAAAUGCAAUGAAAUGUCCAAAAAUUACCUCCCCCAUUUGCGGCUUGUACUUUAUCUCUGAACUUUGUCACAACACCUGCCUUUUUACCAAUCAUUGACGGCGCACCAUCGGUAGCCAGGCUUACGGCGCGUGACCGGUCCGCUCCGACUCUGUCCAGCGCUCCGACGACGGAGCUGAAAAUGUCCUCAGCUGUUGUGGUGUCGAUCGUCGGCGCCAGCUCGAGAAACUCCUCUGUGACAUUCAAAGUCUUGUCAACUCCACGAAUGAAUAUGGCCAGUUGAGCGACGUCCGUGAUAUCAGUACUCUCAUCAAUCGCAACAGAAAAUGCCACAAAUGACCCCACUUUGCGUUUUAGUUGGUGGUCCAAAUCUGCAGAGAGUUCCGAAAUCCUGUCUGCCACGGUAUUUCUUGUCAAGCUUAUAUUGGCGAAAGCAUGUCGCUUCUCAGGACACACAAUUUCAGCAGCCGUCAGCAAGCAGUUUUUGAUGAACUCUCCAUCACUGUACGGCUUUGAUGCCAUUGCUAUUUGGCUCGCUAUUAGCAUCACUGGCUUCUCGGCUCCGGGUGAAAACAGUUUGCUGUUUCUUCAGACGCGCCAUCAUUUCAUUUACCUUCUGUUUUCUCAAUUCUCCAUGCAAACUGUUGUAUUUUUCACCAUGCUGAGUUUCGUAAUGGCGCCGAAUAUUGUAUUCUUUAAGCACCGAAACUUGCUGCUGGCACACCCGGCACACGGGUUUCCCAUUCACCUCCGUGAACAUAUAAGAACAUGUCCAUUUUUCUUGAAAAGUCCGAAACUCUGUGUCUACUUUUCUCCUUUUUGACAAAGACAUUUUGCUGAUGAGGGUGCGAGGCAAACGGAAAAGUAGAUAAUGCAAUUGUCGCCAAUAGACGCUGUACAGACGUUCAAUUUUACCAGGUCAAGGUGGUCCUAGUUCCGCCGCAGUGUUGCUUUCAUGUUGUCUGCACGUACUAAAACACUGCACCCCCUAGCGGAUAAUACAAGAACUACAAAUUUUAAAGAAAAUUCAUAUUUUUUUUUUAUACAAUGCAGCUUUCUUCCCCGGGCCGUACCAAACCACCAGACGGGCCGUAUGUUUGACACCCCUGCUCGAGAGGAUUUUCAUGGCGGGAGUUACAAAAAGCCAUAUAUGUCAAAAUCAUGUUUUGUGGUGGGGGGAAAAAAUAGGCAUGGGUCCAUGUCGGCUGCCGUUUUUUCAUGAAUAACAUACUGAAAAUCAUGCAUUUAAUGUAUUGUAAUUGUUCUACUUCUGUUCUGGCCAUCUUAAUGGCGCACUAGUGUCAGCAACUGAUGAUUGUCUUUCCGCUGCAAGGAAAUUGGUGUGAACUGUUGGUUGUUGCGAGGUCCACUGGUACCACCGCUGUAUGCAAAGUGAAGUCAAGGACAGGUGACACCUUGGCACUGGGUGGUGCCAUCCUGAAUCAAAUUCUGUUUCGGGACCCAUAAAUGCUUGAGGACGCUGAGACUUGUGCAAAACGACGGUUUUCCCUCCCACUUUGAACCCUAAUCUUCUUACACUCCCGAUCGGUCGCCGUGUCUUGGGGGUUGUGGACUAGACGUCGGAUGAAACGGGAUUCUUGCCGGAAUUGAAAGUCAGUUUUCAGUGAUCCAUGAUGAGGGAUGAUGGUGGCGUUGAUGUUUCUGUGCUGUAUGCCGCGCACAAGGCUUCAUCAAGUGGACUGAAACGUGUUGAGAACUUGUUCCGUUCUGCGUCAAGACCAAUCGGAUCCUUACGUGAUUGAAAGUAUUCAAUGUGUGUGCGCUUCUGUGUUUCCUUGUCAACUACACACUUUGAAUAAAUAACUGCACACUUCA